This is a messenger RNA of Aphanomyces astaci, 1583 nucleotides long. RefSeq lists its product as hypothetical. NCBI's taxonomy places the organism in Eukaryota, Oomycota, Saprolegniomycetes, Saprolegniales, Verrucalvaceae. The record is from RefSeq and is a predicted model, not a curated record. The transcript is spliced from 3 exons. The coding region runs from base 51 to 1121 and encodes 356 amino acids.
CUCUGGCGAAACGAUUGUUGUCGCCCGCUGGCAGCACGAUCGAUCGAUCCAUGGUCGACAAUGCACCGCCUACGGGGGGCGCCCGUCAAUUGAGUGCCGCGGAGUCCUUGCACUUCUCCUCCUCUGAGGAGCGUAUGUCUUCUCCCACAAAGAUGACAGAAGUCCCGCCGUCGCUGCUCUCAGUUGGCGCCGACUGUAUCAAGGUCGUUGUCGACACGAGCGUGUCCGAAAUGGCCAUGUUGCAGCACCUGUACGGCACGAUGGACUGGUACGGCCACACGAUCACUGUCAAAGUCAUCACAGGCGCCACGCUCAUCGUGCUCUACCUGUACGUGAGCGGGACAUCCUUGAUCAACCUGGAAGCGUACGAUCCCGUGGUGGUGGAUCAUGCGAUCGCCGCGAUUGCGCUGUCAGGUCCUGUGGGGUACGCACUGCUCCUGAACAUGUACUACUCGGACGUGGAAACCCCCGUGGGGCUCACAUUGCUGACGCUGCGCAUCUCGUGCUGCUGUAUCGUCGGCGCCGCCAUGACCGUGUUCCUCGCCGAAUGCUUCUCGAGACGGCUGGUGUUCUCGCUCGUGCUCAUGGGGUACGGCGUGUGGGGUAUCGGGUACGCGUGGUCCGUCCCGCUGUGGCGGUGGUACACGUACGACGUCCGUCGGCACGGCCUCGUCGCGUUCCUUCCCGCCGGCCUCCAGGACACGCUCCUGCGCAUGACGCUCCUCGAGUGGCUCACGGACACGUCAUUCGCCGACAAGUUGCGCGACUAUUUUCCGUUUUUCCUGCCGUUGAACAACGUAGAGCAGCAACGAGUGGUGCACAGCCUUCCCUGCGACACCCAGACCAUGAUGCACACGCCAGGGCUCGUGCACUUGCUCCCCUCGGCUCUGCAAGACGUACUGCUGCCGCCCACUGCAGGCGACUCGAUAGAUGUUGUCACGACGUCGUCGUCACGAGGAGCCACCGCGGGUGACGACAAGUCGACCACCACGACCGCCCAAGGAACGGCUAUGGUUGGCUUUGACUUUCACAAGUUGGAACGUUCUGGUGCUGCCACGUCAUCGACGAAUGUACUGACGGAGAUACUCCACGACAAGAUCUCCAAGUACGAGGUUGCAUGAUGCGAUCGAUUAUCACAGUAUGGGUGUUGUGUAGCUCGAUGCUGUCGUUGGUGCAGAUGCCGUCGCCGACAGUGUUGAAUCAAACCGCCGCCAUCUCGAGCUUUCUCUUCGCUCUGCAGUUGAGUCAGUCGUCGAAGGCCCGAGUUCACUUUGUAAUCCUUCUCCGCGUCGUGUGCCUCGCAGUCCUCGGCACCGUUGCGUCGGCUGCCGUAUCGCUCCGAGCGAUUCAAGUUCUCACGACGAUGCCGUCGUCUAGGAGGUACCUGGCUCUCGUCCAAGAGAUCUGGAUGCGGAGGCAGAGCGGACAACAGCGCCGACUAACCGACGGAGGAGGGGGCAAGGCCACCGCGGCCCUCGUCACGGCCACAAAGUACGGGGCUGCUGCCAUGGCUGCUGUGUGGAUCGUGCGCAAGUUGCAAAAGUGAAGCGUUGCAAAAUACAGUUACACUUUCAGUUUUGACG